AUCCAAGGCCGUAGCUAGGCAAUGCGUAUGACGUUGCUACCCAAUCCUGAUCCUGUUUCACAUACAUAUUGUACUGCGAGCAUCUCAUUAUCCAUCAAGCAUUUAUCGUCUGUAUUAAAACUCUCUGCCAGCGAGGCGCUUGUUUGGACACUGCGUCAGUUACACACGACAAAAAUGUCCCCUUGCUCCUGAUCCUGGCUGUUGUUUCUUCGGAAGAUCUGAUCACGCAUGGAGGAUAUAAUAAUACUAUAGGUCUGCUUGUUUGCUUCUAAUCUAAAUCUGCCUCGCAUCCAUGAUACCAUUGAUCAUUGACAUCGAAGUUUAAACGAAUAAAGUCUGCGAAGCAUUUCCAUCGAUCCCGGUUAGGUUGAGAUUGCCUUUUUAUCUAUUUAUUUAGAAUCAGAAGGAUGCCAUGUUGUGCAACCAGAGGAUGUUGGACUCUGACCGAUGAUCCGUUCAAAUAGGAAUCAAGAAGAACAUCAUCAUUGCACCAUUGUCCCAGACUGAGAGCUAUAUAAUACUACCACCAUGCCAAGAGGAAAAAUACCCGACGGCUUGGAGAUGGAUAAUCUCCAGCUAAGACCAGGCGAGACAAGCCCACGGUCCCCUCUAACCCCAACAAUCAAGCUCUCAAGACCUCCAAGCAGCAGCAUAGAACGCAAUUCCAGUCUUUCGUACACCUUCGUCAAUGCAAACGAGGGAGCUGAUUUAGUGAAUGGUGGAUUUAUAGAUAAUGAUAAGGUUUCAAGUGAUAUUCAGAAGCAUCAACAGAAUGGAAAUGGAACUUCUGAUGCAGGCAGAGGAGCUAACAGUGCUCCGCCCUUAAACGGCCAUUCCCCCGUUGAGUCCUGGAGUUUGUCCGGGUCACCAGGCAGCAACCACACCAAUGGGGAUGUUCUCAAUAACCACAAAAACAAGAAUGGAGCAUUCUCUAUAUCAAGAUGUCUGAUGCCUCCGAAGAAGAGUUCUAAACCCAAGCGACACAGCCUGCCUUUGCCUGGAUUUGUCGAAAGCAGUAGCCUCAAGUCAUCAGAUGAUGAGGCAGACUUGCCAAAGCGGACCACCCUUAAGAAUGGAGGCAGCACCCACAGCAUGAAUCUGCUCCCCUGCAAUGUGCCGUCUCCAACCAAGAGCAAUGCAUCACCAUGGAAACGAUGGUUCAAGAGGAAGCCCUCCAAUGGCAGCGAGCAGAGCAGUUUCAGCGAUGCAAGCUGGAUGAGCAGUGCUGAAUACGAUGAUGGAGAAAAGAAACCCAAACUGUGGAAUCUUGCUAGGAGCAUCACUAAACGAGUGAGCAAACUCCGGAACAAUGAGGUUGCACCAAUGUCGCAGAACAGCUUAGCCCCUCCCGAACCUGCUCCUGCCACGGCCACAGAAAACAAUCUCAAACCCACCAGUGUUCGUCGACGUCUUGAUUCCUUUGCCCCGAGCAGUAUCGGGGACGUUGCUGAUGAGAUACAUUUCAAGACCAGCCGGUUUGGACUUAUCACCAGCUGCUGGAAGAGAUUCAAGGCCCUGCGGUUCCCAGAAUACUUUGACCCUCUUGGUGGCUGGUGGUUGUGUUGGCUGUGCGUAGUUACCAUGGCAUUCCUCUACAAUGCCAUUGUCAUCUUCCUACGUGGUGCAUUUCAGGAUAUAUACCAGACAAACAAUAACAUAUGGUACUGGGUGACCGUAGACUACCUGUGUGACUUCGUCUACAUCAUAGACAUGCUGCUCUUCAGGGCCCGGCUUAUGUUCUUUCAGGCCGGCCAAGGCAUUACUGACAAACGAUGCAUGCUGACACACUAUACAUCUUCAAGACUUUUCAAGUAUGAUUUAUUUUCCCUGCUGCCCCUUGACCUGUUUUACUUCUCCAUCGGUCGUGUGGAGUCGCUGUUCAGGCUGCCACGUCUUUUCAAGUUUCACUCCUAUCUUGAGUUCUCACAGAAGUUUGAAAACAAGUCAAAAUCAGCCCAUGCUAUCAGGAUAUUCCGUAUGGUCUGUUACCUACUCUACAUGAUUCAUCUUAAUACCUGUCUCUACUACGCUAUCCUGUAUUGGGAAGGGAUACGAACAGAUGACAUCGCCAUGAGGGAGGAUUACUGGGUCUAUCUGGACCCCAAAGUCGAUGUGUAUACAAAAUGUCUAUUCCGGUCAGCAAAGACACUGAUUGUGAUUGGCAAUCUGCCCCCACCCAACACCAACAGCCAGAUCUUCUUCAUGAACAUUGACUUCAUAGUAGGCGUGUUUGUCUUCGCUUCUAUGAUUGGUCAGAUGAGAGACAUUUCAGCCAAAGCUGGAGCCACCAAGGAACAGUUCCGUCGUCAAAUGGAUGACACAAUGAACCUUCUACAGGUGUGGAAUAUCCCUGAAUCGGUUCAGAAGAGAGUCCGCACCUACUACAUCUACUCUUGGGAUCAAGGAGCUGUACUCGAUGAGAGAGACCUCUUACUCGGAGUACCUAUCCGUAUGCAGACUGAUAUAGCCAUAAAUGUUCAUAUGGAUACCCUCAGUCGAGUAUCACUCUUUCAGGACUGUGAUAAGAUGCUUCUGCGUGAUCUUGUUCUCAAACUUCGACCAUUGGUUUACCUUCCUAAUGAAUAUAUCUGCCGAAAGGGAGCAGUAGGGAAAGAGAUGUACAUCAUAGUUGAUGGUAGUGUGCAAGUUCUUGGAGGAGAGAACAACUCCAAGGUGCUUGCUACCCUUCAUCCAGGAAGUGUCUUUGGAGAAAUCAGCCUCCUUAGUGUUGGCGUUGGUAAUCGUCGCACAGCAGAUGUUGCUGCCCCAGGCUUUGCCAAUCUAUUUGUGUUGGACAAGAAGGACUUGCAGGAAGUGGUAGUCAACUACCCAGAUGCCCAAGAAAGUUUGAAGCGAAAAGCUAGGGAGAUCCUGAAACAGAACCAAGCAAAUGAUUCAAAGAGUAAGAAGAGGCGAGGAAAAUCUCUGAUUGCUGAGUCUAUUCUCACUAGGGAUCCAGAAACAACGCCAACAUUCUUCAAUGCCGUACUGCAAAUCGCUCGCAACAAGCGCAUCACCGCCACCAUCCUCAAGGGAUCUUUCAAUAUGAAGAAUGAAGACGAUGACGAUGACUCGAGAUUUGCAUUCUAUUCGUCCAGUGAUAUCUCUACAGAUGAGGAAGCUCCAGUUACUAUCAAGAAGAAGAGAAAACGACCAAGGUUCACCAAGAAAAAAGGCUUAAUCAAAGACGCUCUUAAGCUUGGCAGUCCUGGAGGCGGAGUUAGCUCCUCCUUUGAUGACCGAUCCGACAGUGACUACCCUGAGCCUACAUCGGUCGUGGUUCAUCCCAUCCCCAAGGAGCAGCAGAACAUCACCAGUAACCCUAGCCUCCCCAACCAGAUUCCUGAUGCCUUACCCCUUUCCCUUCCGCACCUUGACCACGCCCUUCCCUCCCCUGGUCUUUCUUCCUCCAUGGUAACCGACAAUGACCCCCUGGAGGAUGACCAGGAUGCCCAUGAUAGUGGGGUGGAUGUACCCCUGGAUGGCAGUGCAGGGGCGCUGACAGGGGGCAGCUUUGACUACCCUGGGGAACCCGAUGGCAUGGCUUUGGAUCCUCCAGGACGACCCAACAAUGAUAACCCGGAGGCUGCACCCAUCAGGAGUGAACCAAAGAUAGAAUUCUCCCAGGAUGAGCAGGAGAAACAAGAGGAUAAUGAAAGCACCACAGGAGCGGGUGAAACUGACCAAAUACAUGCAAGCAAAGUCAGGAAAAGAUCAACCCAAUCUUGUCAGGAAAGUAGACCGACUACACCUACCCCAACCAAGACUGCACCAUCGGAGAAACCCUCUGGACCGCUGAGGCGCCAGUCAUCACCAGCAGCACCGAUGGGAGGCGCACCACUUCAGCAGCAGCCAUGGAUGCAGGGCCCUAGGCAGAUACCGAAAGUGCUGCUUGAGCGCCAGGCAACACCGGCAGCGGAAGUGGAGCAGGCGUGGUCACCGGUACACCGUAGGAGUGAGAAGAAGGAUGAAGAUUGUAAAGUGAAGAUAGAGCAGUCAGGCAGUGAGAAAGAAGAUGAUAAGGAGGAGGAAAUGAAGAAAGGAAUCGGUGAAGAUACAGGAAAGGGCAAACAAGAUGAAAUCAUUGACAUCGAAGAGGAGGAAAAGAAGGGUGGAGAACAUCAAAAAGAUGGAGCAUCUUCCCACAAGGAUGAGGGUUCAUCAGUUGAUCCUACACAAGAUACUAAAGCCAGCGGUGCACAUCCCAAAAAGGUAUCCAAGAGAUCAUCCAGCGAGUCCAGUCAAAAGGCCUUCAAACCCAAUAUCCAGUAUAAUCCUCGAUCAAUCUACACUACAUCAGCACGCACCGACAGACCCAAGUCCAAAUCAGGAAGCAAGACCGGCAAGAGCAAGAAACACAGCAAUGGGGAUAAGCAGAAAAAGGAGUAAUAACUUCUCAGUCUCUACCUGCUCUGAAUUGAGAAAGUCAUAGUCAAUUGUGUAGUCGACCCAAGAUGAGUAUGUCCUCCUAAGACCCGUUGAUGAUCCUUCCUGCAGCCUCAAGGAUACCAGCCAGUAUGCCAGAAACGAUUAUAACCCUGUAAAUGUGCUGUACAAUAUAAAGCAUGAAAAGGUCUGGGCCCCAUCUUACAAAGAGUUGCAACUGAUCCGAUCAAUCACAACUAUGGACGGCCAGCAACGUCAACAUCUAAAAUGUAUGUUUAUUUCAAAUAUUUUCUAGAUACAAUGUACAUGCAUACAUUCAUCCAUCAUUCUCUUGAAAAUUCAGUGUGAUAUUUUUUUGUUUACUAAGGAGAUCGUGCCAAUUUCCUGUAGAAAAAAUGACGGUGUGGAUGGAUUUCCUUAGAGUAUUAAGAUUGAUUGGAUCAAUCGUAACUCUUUGUAAGAUGGGGCCCACUAAUGCGAUGUUGUCAGUGCCUGAAAUAAGGCAUAUGCCUUAAGACUGGCAUCACUGGUCGAAUCAUGCACCGUCCCACACAUCUUCCAGAGAUCAGCUUCUAUUGAAAAUACUCCUGGGGCCCGUUGCAGAAAGAGUUGUGAUCAAACACAACUCAAAAAAUCUUGCGCAACUUGAUUUUUAGCCAAUAAGCACCCGCCCGGUAUUUGGGACUUGCGCUUGAUAUUUUGACUUGCAUUUAAUCGCAACUCUUUCUGCAACAGGCCCCUGGUCUUGCUCUUCUUGCAUUACUAUAAAAAGGAUCCCAUAAGAUCAGUCUGUGCUGUGUCACCUCUUGGCUGUGCUUCAUAAAGGUUGUCCUCAAUGAAAAUUUGUUAUUGUUUCUCUAUUAAGAGUUCUUUUCAGCCUAUCAAAAUCAAGGAAUUCACUGUACCGUUAUUGAUCGACAUAUUGUCAUUGAUAAUAACUUUGUGAAACAGGGUACCGGAUGACAUAGAGCAUGACCUGGGCCCGUCUUACAAAGAGCUAAGAUUGAUCCAAUCAAUCAUGACUCUAUGGAAAUCCAUUGGAGUCAUAUUUUUUUCUACAGGAAAUUUGCAAAAUGUCCUUUGUAAACAAAGACAAACACACCAGAUUGUCAAGAAAACAAUGAAUGUAUAAAUAUACAUCAUAACUAGACAAAAAAAUUUGAACAAACAAGCAUUUUAGAUGUGGACGUUGCUGGCUUUCCAUAUAGGUGAGGUUGAUCAGAUCAAUCGCAAAUCUUUGUAAGACAGGGUCCAGGGAGUCAUAAUACACAGCUUAGCAAUUGAUCUUAAAGUCAACUUCUGAUGAUUGUAAAUAAUAUGAUCAAUGUAAUCAAUCGUAAAAAACAUUUUUAUCUGAUCUGACCACAUCCUGUCAAAAUCUUAAUUCUCUAUCUACAACCCCGGCCCUCCCCCCCCCCCAAAAAAAAAAAACAAUUAACAGUAACUUGUUAUAGCAAAGGGGAAAACUACCCCAAUAGAUGUACUGUUAUGACAGCCAUGUUUUUUUUUCUCUCUCACCAAAACAUUUGAUUAUUUUAUUGAGAUACAAUUUAUCAGCAGAUAUUUGUAAAAUGAAUUUUAACCAUUGUAUUGAGAACAAACAAUUGAUAGGGCAUUUUUAGAUGAAUACAGAUUUUCAAAGUUUAUCAAUAUCACAGCAGAUUUGAUUUAUUAUUUGUGAAUGUUUUAGAAUAUGUAAUCCUCCAAAUAGUUUCAUUGUUGAUUGUGCAAUAUUCAAGACUAAACAUGUGCUAAACAUUUUUGCUAUUAUUUAUACAUUUUAAUCCAAGUUCUAAUUAUAUACAUAGUAUGUUUGAAACAUUAUAAAGGUACUUUGUUUUAUUUUUUUCAAUUUUUUGUGCAAUAAAUACUAGGAGUAGACUUAUAGGGUUUCUUUUACCAUGUCAGCAUUCCAUUCAAAGAAUAUUUAUGAAAUUAGACAAGCACAACAUAAUUAAGUGGAAAUCCUCAAUUUAUUUACUUUUUGGUUGUUUGUAUUUUGUAAAUGCAUGGUGGUGAUAUGCUUAAAUGUUUUUUUUAAGAGAUGAUAUGAUUUGAAGUUAAAAUUAUAUUUACAAGAUACAAAUAUUGUUUAAAAAAUAAGAAAAAACUUGAAAAUGGGAAGUAUGUAAAAUGGCCAUUUUGUUUAAAAAACAUUAUGGUUUCCAAAGAUUAUUUGUGCAUUUUUCAUUUCUUCAUGCAGAGAAAGAUUUUAAUUCCAUUGAAAUAUAAAUUUCUGCCUCUUUAUCAAUAAUUGCAUUGUUUUGAUAUAGAGCCCAAAAUUAAAACAACAUUAAAAGAGUGGGGCAAUUUCUAUUUAAGUUUGAAUUAAUAAGAAUGAGAUUAUUUCAAAGAUAUAUCAUCAGCUUUGUUGCAUUCUUUUGCCAGGUCUCCUCCCAAUGUAAUGGCUCAAUUAUAAAAUGUAUUAUUGUUGAAAAUAAAUUUGUAUAUAUACCGGGUAUGGGGUGAAUGUAUACUACCAUUACUAGUAAUUGGAAUCAAAGGUCAUGGAAUAUUGUGUGCAGAGCUAAUUUGUAGGGAGUUCACAAGAUAUGAAAGUUGUCAAGUUUUAUUUGUUGAUCAUGAUGACUUCAUAAAUUCUUGAAUAUUUUCUCAAAAGUAUUUGAAAUCUAUAGUAUGUAUUUUUGAAAGGAAGAUUGUGUAAUAUUCAUCAGAAAUUGUGUGUUUGAAAAUGAAAUAUACACAAAUGCACCUUGAUUUGGUUUUGUGUCUUGUUAGAUUAAACGAAAUACCAAAUUGGCCUGAAUUCACGAAGGUGGGUAAACUCUAUCCAAUUACUUGUGAAACCCAAUGUUUGAUGUCAUGGAAUAAAUUCGACCCCUUGGCGUUACAGUUUGCAUUUCACUGAGAUGGGUUGAAGAUGUACAUAAUAGCGCAUUUCUGGGAAAAUUCACAUUUAAAAACCCUGGGGUCUUUUUCAUAAAAAUUUAAAAUGGCAGCUCCCAUGGUAAUAGGGCUCAGCAGCCAAUCACUGUUUCCACGGUAGUUACAAAAAUUGCAAAGUUUCACUAGUUUUAAAUCUCUUAUGAAAUGGGUCCAGGUUAUAGUUAACCCACCUUCAAUUUGUCGAAUCAAGCCAUUGUGAGUAGGCACCUUGAAGAUAUAUAUAUGAUGAAAAUUGCUGUUAGUGUAAUUUUUAUACAAAUACUGCAGCGAGAGAUAAUUCAUGAAAAGUUACAGCAUUUUUAUAUAUUUCAUCUCUAUCGUAAAUAGACAUUUGAUGUAUUAAUGCUUUACUUUGUGUAAAAAAAUAUUUAUAUUCUAGUUGGAUAUUCUUGCAUGAACAUGAAUAAAUCCAAUAUAUGAUUGUUGUUCUCUCAAGGGAUUAAAGAACAAAGUAUGAGGAAGAACAACGUAUGAUGUAGGUUUAUAUUGUUAACGAGUGAAAACAAGCAAUGACAGAAGUGUGUAUUUUCUUAUUUGACAUUGUGCAACUUUUAUGUUUGUUUUCAUUUUCCAUUUAUUUUGCUCUGUCUGAUCUUAGAAUCAUACGUUGAACAAAUGCAUUUUGUCUAGUAAUAUUACAGAACUUUAAAUGACAUUGUGAAUUCUUUUCAUGAUUUGCAAUUGUUACAACUUUGUUACCUGUAGAAUGUUGCAAUGGACAUUUCUUGGCCCAUGGUUCAAAUCCUUGUACAAAUCACAUUCAUUGUUUGCCAAGCCAUAGUAUAAAUUUACAACAUGCUAUCUUGGAAGUCGUGUGCAUGACUUCACAUACUAAUUAUGACUCUGAUAUCGAGUGCCAAAGUUCCUGAUGAAAUUUGUUCAUGAAAUGACUGAAUGUGCUAAUGAAUAUAUUAUUUUCAGUGAACUCCUAGACAAUAAAAUAAACAUAUUAUGCAUGACAAGGUUGUGUAAUAUAGUUUUGAAGGUUCAGCAACACUAGGAAUGAUGAUCAUUUGUACAUUUAAAUUAAAGCUACUUUGAUGAUUGAGAAACCAAUUCACAACUCUCAGCCCUUUGAAACACUCCACUGAUGCGGGAUGUCGAUACAAGGGGAGUGUUUCUUGAAAGGAUGUUCUUACGGUGGUUUUCAAGCUAUUCUCUCUCAUCCAAUCUGAUGCAUUGAUUAUAAUAGUAGCUUGACAAUGAGCAGUUUAAAAACAGUGAAAUCUUCUGUCAUGGCUUAUUUGAAAAGUACUUUUGUGCAUUAGCAGUCCUGCUCGUCAUAUUUUAAUAACAAUAUCACCAGGGCCUAUACUUCAUUUUCUAAAUAUUAUGAUCUUUAUCCAGUAAACUUUGCAUUUAUUGUGUGUCAUUUGGAUAUGAUGGGUAUAAAUUCCAUUCAAUCUUAUCACUAUUGAUUGAUUAUAUACAGUAUCUAUUGUUUCAUUGAUCAAUUGAAGCUUUUGCAAAUCAUAUAUUUGUAUCAUUCCAAACAACUUUGUGUGAUAUUAUAAAUGCAUCGUAGUGCAAUAAAGUCACAUAAUAUUCAA
Lytechinus pictus (painted urchin) is the source of this 8843-nucleotide messenger RNA. RefSeq lists its product as uncharacterized. The coding region runs from base 529 to 4389 and encodes 1286 amino acids. The record is from RefSeq and is a predicted model, not a curated record. Gene Ontology annotation, molecular function: cGMP binding; protein-containing complex binding; intracellularly cGMP-activated cation channel activity. NCBI's taxonomy places the organism in Eukaryota, Metazoa, Echinodermata, Echinoidea, Temnopleuroida, Toxopneustidae. Gene Ontology annotation, cellular component: plasma membrane; intracellular cyclic nucleotide activated cation channel complex. The transcript has 23 exons. Gene Ontology annotation, biological process: monoatomic cation transmembrane transport.